UACUAAUAUUUGUAUACAGUGUUAAGUAACCUGUCUUUAAAUCAUAAUUGUAGGAUAUUAUAAUUUAUAAAUACUUGUUCUACAAUAGGUAACCAAUGGCCAAUAAAAUAUCUUAAAUCGUGUAACUAUAGUCAUUAGUUAGGUACCUAUUAAAUAAGUAGAAUACGAGUACAAAGUAACACCGUAGAAUAUAAAUGUAACAUUACAAUAGUACAAUACAUAAACACGUUUAGUACACGUCUAUUAAGUAUUAUUGGUUGUUACCUAUGGCUUAUGACACGGUACGGUAUAAGCCGAUAAGCGACUGCCGAGUAGAAAGCAUGACAAAACAACAAGAUAUCUUUACUAUAUAUUAGCCGUGGAAGUCGCAGCGAGUAGUAAACAGGUUUGUAGUACCAGUAAGGUACAAACUACGGUAGGUGGCAGAUGGCUGUCCGGUGCUACUUAUACACCGCCAGACAAAAUGUAUUUUGUUUCUAAAGAGACGCGAUUUGUAUGUAUCCGUAACUGCGCAGUAGUUAUGUGAAUUAACUUUUGUGUUACCAAAUCGUUUUUUUUUAUCGAAUUAAUUAAAUUUUUAAAUGGUCGUCAAGUGUUUGAUGUACAUUUGUUUUUCUAAUGAAUUCGACGAUUUUUUGUGUUUGCGAUAUAAUAUUAAGUCGUCCGCCAUAAAUCCAUUUCAAUGUUCAUUAGCAGAAGCCAGAAGGUCUGUUAAUUACUGGUAGGCAGAGGAAAGUACAAAAACUAGGCGCAUUCAUAUUUUAUCUUAUACCGUGUGAAUUAUUUGGUUUAGCAGAUUUUCACAAUAUUUUUAUUCAGUCUUGUAAAUUUUAAUCUAUUUUUACUAUUAAUUUUUUGAUUUAUUAAAAGAAAAAAAAAUGUUUUCUUCAAUGUUCAAAUCACUUGUAAACGUAUCUAACAAACAAAAUAAAAAUAACAAUGAAUCAAAACAAAAUUCAAUUGAACAUAAAAGGCAAAAUAUUGAUGUUCUCAAGUUAUUGAAUGAAAUUGAAGAUGAUAAUUCUACUGAAAAUAUAGUUGUUUCUAAAAUUCUACCUUUGGAAAUCAGUAUUAAAGAUUUAUCUAUUAGUUCUGAUUUGGUCAAUAGUAAAAACAACUCCAAAAGUAUUGAACAAAAAAAACAAGUACCUGAUGAACAAAUCAAGGAAACACAAUUAUUAAGUCAAAUCAAAUCUUUGCAUUGCUUAUUUACAUGGAAUUUAAAAUCACAAAAGAAGCAAGAUAUUAUUACACAUAUUAAAAACAAAUAUGGUAAUUACAAUUUAGACAUUUCUGUAACAGAAUUUACAUUUGUAAGAUUCAUUGGUAAUUUAAUCAUUAGCUAUGAAUUAUAUCAAAAUGGUAAACCAAGUGAAAGUGAUACAAAGAUUUUGGAAAUUGGUAAUUGGCUUGAAAAGUUGGAUAAAGGUACCGAUGAAUUUUACUUGUCUAUUAAUGUUGCUUUGAAACACAUUCAAAUGGCAAAUUUUGUUCAUAUAUUAUUCGCUACAAAUGGAAGUGGAGGAUUUAAAUGGUUAUUUAAAGAAAUUGUUUCAUUUGAUAAUAUGAAUAAUAAAUCCAAAGCUGCUUUGUAUGCUAUAAGAGCAGCUAUAUUAAUUGAAUAUGGUAAAAGUCUAGAAUGUUUUAAAAACGCAUCUAAGUAUGCUAAAGAAGCAUGUGAAUUGGAUCCUAAAACUUCUCACUGGUUCCAUAUUUAUUCAUUGGUGUUAACUGCUCAAAGACAGUUUGUGUACACACGUGAUUUAUAUUCAACUGAGAGACUGUUAUUACAGAAAAAUGCAUUGUGUCCUACAGAAAAUGAAAUUAACUUAGCAAUUCAGCAAGCUAUUUGUUCUUGUGAUGGAAAAAAUACGUAUUCUGUUAAUUUACUAGUAUUAAUUUCUUUAAAUGAAUUGUUGGCAAAUGAAUUUCAAGUGGCACAAAAAGGAUUACCUAUUUAUCAAGCAGAUGAUUCAGAAUAUAUUAAUGAAAUAAAUACAGAAUCAAGUUUAAAAAAAGAUAUGAAGAUCAUAGUAAAAAGGCAUAAAAAUGGUGAAGAUGCAAUUCCUUUUCUUAUUGGUUUACUUCCAAAAUAUAAUAAAAAUGGCAAAUGGAAAAUUAUGGCUCAAAUUUGUUCAUAUACAAUAUUAUUCACAAAUAAAUUCAGAGCUGGUGUCGAACAUUUUUUAUUAUUAAUUGGAGAGCCAACUGUUUCCACUAGUGAUCUUGUUAUAAACCAUAACUCAUCAUUUAUUGGUUCAAAAAUAUUUAAUUUAGCAGAAUUAAUUUGGAAUGAAAUCAAAUUGGCUUCAAAAAAUACAAAUAUCACUUUUCUCAUGGAUAAUUUAUAUUACUAUACAAUAUUCUUAAAGAUAAACGAAACAUGUAAUCUAAAAAUGGGAACUGUAGACCCAUUUAUGAGGUUUAAGAUUAUUAGUGAUUCAUCUGCCAUACCUAAUUGUGCAAAAACAAUGUACAACAAUUUUGAAAUGGAGCAAUAUUCCAACUCCAGAAAUACAUUUACUAACUUUCCGCAAACAAUUAAUUCAACCCAGGAUAUUAACAUAUAUUUCAAUCAACAUUUUAACUCUUUUCAACAAUAUCAAUGUACAAAAUCAAUACCGUCACUAACAGAUUUUAAAUUUAACUUAAUAUUUCAAUCAACAUUUUAUACAAAUAAUACAAAAACUAAUAUUGCUUCAAAUUUAACAAACAUAGAUACCAGUUUAACUAAACUGCCAAGAGGAAAAACUUCUCAAGCAACUUAUAAGGCUUGUCUUAAUAAUUUAUUACAAAAUUAUCCAAAUAGUUUUAGAAUAUAUACUGAUGCAUCAAAAAUUCAUAAUAAUGUCGGCAUUGCCAUUGUAUCUAAUAAGGAUACAUAUACCUAUAAACUAUCUUCAGAUUAUACAUCAUGUGAAGCUGAAGCAGUAGCUAUAUUGAGGGCACUUGAUUAUGCUUUAACAGAAAAUUUUAAUAAUUAUAUAAUUCUGAGUGAUUCAUUAAGUACUAUAUCGUGUAUUCAAAACAUAAAUACAGCAUCUGAUGUAGUAAAUAGUAUACUAUGCUUAAUACAUGCACAUCAAUUAAAAGGAAAUUUAAUGCAUUUAAUUUGGAUUCCAAGUCAUAAUGCAAUUGAAGGUAAUGAUAUAGCUGAUAGACUUGCAAGACAAAUUGCCACAUCAUCUACUGCAAUUACUUAUUCUCAUAACUCUUUUAUGGCAACAAAUAUAAAAUCAAAAUUCUUAAAAUCAUGAAAAAUAUAUCAAUCAAACAUUAUAUUAGAGCAAUAAAAAUUUAAAGUUAAUUAUAAUUUGGAUAAUUUGGUUAUUAAUACCUGAAAAGUAUCUAGUAAAAUACUUAUUCAUAUAUAUACGUCAUGUAUUUAUGACCAUAAACUAAAAAAUUACAAAAGGCUAAUAAAAAACAAUUAUUAAAAUUAUAUAGUUUUAAUAUAUUGGUAUAUUAAUAAUGAAAGAAAAAAAAUGGUUAUAAAUUAUGUAUUUCUUGACAAUUUUCUAAAGAAUGAUGACUGUUUAUUUUUUACCAGUGUUAAGUAAAACCAUUGUGUUGACUAUAGAGAUAUCCAGCUAUGAACUACAUCACUGCACCCUUAAUAUUCUCUAUGGCAAAUGAAGACAUAAACAAUGAAAUAUGUUUAAAUUUGUAUUUUUUAUUUACAUAAAACGGUAUGUUCUGAACGUAUUAUUCAAAACCAAAAGUACAGUAUUUCGUAUUUAUUUUUAGUUAUGACAUGUUACUUAUUGAUGUUAUUUGAUGUUUGAAAAGUUAAGUAUUAAUUUAUUAUUACCAUAGUAAAUUGUAUACAUAUAAAGAAAACAUAUUUAAUUGUACCUAUUAUACAAAAGUUUUGAAUACCAUUAAA
This is a messenger RNA of Rhopalosiphum maidis (corn leaf aphid), 3886 nucleotides long. RefSeq lists its product as uncharacterized. The record is from RefSeq and is a predicted model, not a curated record. Gene Ontology annotation, biological process: DNA replication, removal of RNA primer. The transcript is spliced from 5 exons. Gene Ontology annotation, molecular function: nucleic acid binding; RNA-DNA hybrid ribonuclease activity. The coding region runs from base 879 to 3257 and encodes 792 amino acids. Lineage: Eukaryota; Metazoa; Arthropoda; Insecta; Hemiptera; Aphididae.